AUGGCCGAAGUAGACCCCCCACAACCUAUCGAGACCGAUCAACCUCAAACCGAAAUCCCUUCUGAAACGCCUCAAGACCAGCAGCCACAAGAUGGAGAUGUGGAUAUGACGCCGAAAGGUGAAGACCAGCAGGAAGGGAAAGAGAAAGAUGACGAAGGAGAGAAGAUACCAGAAGAUGCGUGUGAGACGCUGUAUUUGCAGAAUCUGAACGAGAAAGUUAGGAUACCAGUCAUAACCGAAACCCUCUAUUCUCUCUUCAAGCCCUACCGCCCACUCCAACCCGUCAUAGCUCACCGUAACGUCCGAAUGAGAGGUCAGGCAUUCAUAAGUUUCCCAGAUAUCCAAUCUGCAAAUGAAGCGAGGAAGGACGUAUCAGAAUUCCCAUUGUACGGUAAACCCAUCCAAAUAUCAUUUGCCCGUGGACGAUCAGAUAGUAUAGUCAAGAAAUUAGAAGGUGAUGAGAAAUUUGAUGAACACAAGGCUAAAAGGUUAGAGGAAAAGAAACAGAGGAGACGUGAUAAUCCACUACGACAGAAAGCUCAAGCCAAACUCAAAGCUGAGGAAACCGGUGCUGCACCAGCUAAGAAACAGCGUCUCCAAAUGCCCGAUGAAUACCUACCGCCCAAUAGCGUAUUGUUCAUUCAGAACCUUCCUGAGGGAACUACGUCGGACGAUCUCAGAGAAGUCUUCGAAGUGCACGCGGGAUUGGUUGAAAUCCGUACCAUCCCAGCGAAGAAGGAUAUUGCCUUUGUCGAGUUCGCAGACGAGAAUGCGGCGACGGUCGCUAAGGAUGCUUUGCAUAACUUCAAGAUUGAUGGUGAGACUAAGAUGAAGGUUACAUACGCAAGGAAGUAG
This is a messenger RNA of Kwoniella botswanensis, 855 nucleotides long. RefSeq lists its product as uncharacterized. The transcript has 7 exons. Gene Ontology annotation, biological process: mRNA splicing, via spliceosome. Lineage: Eukaryota; Fungi; Basidiomycota; Tremellomycetes; Tremellales; Cryptococcaceae. Gene Ontology annotation, molecular function: U1 snRNA binding. Bases 1 to 855 code for a protein of 284 amino acids. Gene Ontology annotation, cellular component: U1 snRNP. The record is from RefSeq and is a predicted model, not a curated record.